Benincasa hispida (wax gourd) is the source of this 1119-nucleotide messenger RNA. RefSeq names its product transcription factor MYB2-like. The record is from RefSeq and is a predicted model, not a curated record. Gene Ontology annotation, cellular component: nucleus. Gene Ontology annotation, molecular function: DNA-binding transcription factor activity; sequence-specific DNA binding. Gene Ontology annotation, biological process: regulation of DNA-templated transcription. NCBI's taxonomy places the organism in Eukaryota, Viridiplantae, Streptophyta, Magnoliopsida, Cucurbitales, Cucurbitaceae.
UAUUAUUCUAUAUAAAAAAGAAAAGCAUGUUGAAUUUGCGGCAAGAAAAACACGUUGUUUAAAUUAAAAAAAACAGAAUCCCCUGUCUGUUUUUUCUUCUGUGUUCUAUAUAAAUAGAGAGUAGAGAGAGUUUUGAAUUGUCCGAAAAGGAGAGGCAAGACAAGCUAAAACAAUGGUGGAUGAUGUGAAAAAAGGGCCGUGGACGGCGGAGGAAGACUCUUUGCUUUACAAUUAUGUUACUGUUCACGGCGAAGGCCACUGGAACUCCGUUGCUCGUUCAACAGGGUUGAAGAGAACGGGGAAAAGCUGUAGAUUGAGAUGGUUGAAUUAUCUCCGCCCAAAUCUUCGCCGGGGAAAUAUUACUCUUCAAGAACAGCUUCUUAUUCUUCAACUUCAUUCUCGCUGGGGCAACCGGUGGUCGAAAAUAGUCGAAUUUCUUCCUGGAAGAACGGAUAAUGAAAUAAAGAAUUAUUGGAGAACGAGAGUUCAAAAGCAAGCUAAACAACUCAACUGCGACGUUAAUAGUCAACGUUUUCGAGAUGCUAUGAGAUUGGUUUGGAUCCCCCGCCUAGUGGAGCGGAUCGAGGCGGCUUCCGUCCAAUCUCUGUCGUCGCCACCAUCACUAUUGCUGCCACCGUGCACCGAUGCCGAUACCUCCAUGUUGACGUGGGACUACAAGAGUAUUGUCCCUGAACACAUGUCUGGGUCGUGUUCGGACACAUCGGAUUCGAUGGCAGUGGACGGUUUCGGGGCAGGGUGGUGGGAAGGAGACGGAGUUGACUCAUCAUUAGAGAGCCUGUGGACUGAAGAAAACAUUUGUUUCUUACAACAACAUCUUUUUGAUUAAACCAACAAAAAAAAAAAAAACAAAUUUCAAUUCUUACAAAGUCGGAAAAUUCGGCGAUGUAGUGGGCCCCAAGGGACAAAACAAUUCUUUUUUGUUUUCUUAAAUUGAUGACAAAGAAGCAAUAUUUGUCUACAUUACUUUUUGGACAUGUGGGCUUGGCUUUGAAAAUAGAUAUUAAUUAAGUUGUAUCACUUUUUAUUCUAAAUUUUUUACUUUGUAACAAUGAGAGGAAUCAAACAAUUGUUUUGAAGAAAAAAAAUCUUGUAUUGGUA